Erythranthe guttata (spotted monkey flower) is the source of this 1051-nucleotide messenger RNA. Lineage: Eukaryota; Viridiplantae; Streptophyta; Magnoliopsida; Lamiales; Phrymaceae. The record is from RefSeq and is a predicted model, not a curated record.
CUAAAGAAAACCAAUGGUACUCUUAGUACAAAAACUAGCUCGUCCCUUCAAAUUCCCUUCCAGGCUGGAGAAUCGCCACCGGAGCUCCGGCGACCCGUUACGCGAUUUCCGAUCGAAAAUCUCCGGUUUCAUCACCCAAACAUGGACGAAACCCGAGUCAGGACGACCGGAGAAGUUUCUCUCCCGGACCGGGUUCGAUAAAUGUUUCGAGCUGGUUCAGAUCACCAACAGGGCUUUCGCGAAGCUGGUGGUGGAAAUCGACCACCCCAUGAGCCGGUGGAGCGGCAAACUGACGGAGCGUUACCUCAGCCACACGUUAAUCUCCCUGGACAUUCUAAACGCCGUCAGCUCUUCCGUUUCCCAUCUCAACCAGGCCAGGAUUUCCGUUUCCCACGCCGUGAGUUCGUCCGCUAACCACCUGAAGAAGAUCGCCGGAGAAAACCAAUGCAAGAACUUCAAACCCAAAUCGACAUCAUCAUCAUCAUCAAUCAGGUUUCAAUCAAGGCCUGGUUCCGACAAGCAAGAAAGUGCCGUUUUUCAGGCCCUGGUUUUGUCCGAGAAAAUCGGGUUUAUGGCGCUCGGUUUCGUCUUAUCGGGUUUUUGCGGCGAUGCGAAAACGUACAUGGAAAUCAGGAAACUCGCCGGAGGAUACGAUGAUUCCCUGAUAAAAGACCUGGAUUUGACAUUCUGCCAAGAAAUCCAGGGAAAUACAAUAGUUAUGGAAGAGGUGAGACAAGUAAACAGGGCUAUCGAAGAAUUUUCGGUGGAGGAAUUGAAGAUUCGAUUAAACGAGAUGGAAAAUUUAAUCGAGAGCGUCGAAAAGCAAACGAAUCAUUUGUUUUCGGAAAUUUUAGCUGCGAGGAAUAAGUUGCUAGACAAUCUUAGGUUCUGAUUUAGUAGUUUUGUUGUACAUAAGUAGUAUAAAAAUGUAACAUAUUUGUAAAUAGAUUAUGCUUGUGUAAAUAUAGUGAAUGAUUUAUCAAUUUUCAUGGGUGUAAAUUGCUAAUAAAUUACAGUUAAAUUCUAUUAAUGAAGCUACAUAAUUUUUAGC